Culex quinquefasciatus (southern house mosquito) is the source of this 2289-nucleotide messenger RNA. RefSeq names its product CD151 antigen. The transcript has 6 exons. The record is from RefSeq and is a predicted model, not a curated record. Gene Ontology annotation, cellular component: membrane. NCBI's taxonomy places the organism in Eukaryota, Metazoa, Arthropoda, Insecta, Diptera, Culicidae. Bases 1018 to 1872 code for a protein of 284 amino acids.
AAUCGUACCGCGGGAUCGUGCGCAAGGUUCGCUUCGUGUUUGUCCGUCCAGCUUCGCGUGGUGAUCGAGAUCGCGCGUGACUUCGCGUGUGUUUGUGUUUUUUUUUGCCUCGUGAUAACACACUUACCACAAUCGAUCGCUUACUGCCGCGUGGAAAAAAGUGUUCAAAGUAGAAAAAAAAAUGUUUGCGCUCCCGUCCGUCAAAACAGUCACGCUGCCAGUUGUCACAACAAACACGCAGAAUUGAGGAAUAAAAAUAAACGGCUGGAAGCCUGCCGCAAGUUUGAUUUCGAUUCGGAAUAAAAUUUAUUUAUGUGCACGCGGAUUUUAACGACCAUCAACACCACCACCACCAGCACCUCUUCUACUAGAGAGUGACACAACAAAUCGAUGAUGAUCGUUUGGGGAUGAUAGUAUUUGCGCGAAAAAAGUGCUUUUUUGAAGUGGUGGGGGGAAUUUGGGGUGAAGUGAGUUAUGAAGUGUUAAUUCAAACUGAAAUAAUUUAACACAAAAGGAUAGCAUCCUGUAAAAGAAACGAUCAAUUCCUGCGUGCCCUCAAAACGACGACGAUCCGGACAAUUCAAGAUCUGCGAUCGAGCUCAUUUGUGUCACCAAUUCGCUCCGGCCAUGUCCACCGGAGCGACGAAGAAUCGGCCCAGAACGGUCAACCCAGAAGACGACGUCGACGAAGAUUGAAUUAUGCUUGGACAUGUGCGUUCGUCCCUUGCACUAAUGAUGCUGUACGUGCGUCCAAUCAAUACAUUUUAGUCUUCGUUAUGAUAUGAGGAAGGCGAGCACGACGGCCAACAUUCGAACUAAUUGACCUCGGUCGGAACGGAACAAAGAGUCAUGAAUCUCGAGGAGGAAUAUUGGGCACCCUCGGAGUUUUGAGUUUAAAAAUUAUUGGCCAUUUCUUGGGGCCACGGGAGUGAAAUUUCGCCGAGCGAGUCAUAAAUAGAAUCAUCGGAAGAAGCCGGGAGGGUAACGAAAAGUGUCCUGUAGUGUCCUGGUGAAAUUAUGGCCAAAAAGAAGAAAUCGGCACCGGCACCGCUGGUGGUUCCGACAACCAGCUACGCGUCCCAGAAUGGGCACGGAGGCGCCAAGAAAGCUCACAAAACUCGUGACUCGGACUGCUGCAGCAUCAAUUUCGUUAAAUACGUGCUCCAUAUCUUCAACAUCAUCUUCUUCAUGUCCGGACUGGUGAUAAUCGGCGUCACGGUUUGGACCGUGCUCUGGAAGCACCACUACGUGUCGCUGCUGUCGACGACCAACUACGCCAUCGGAACGUACUCGCUGCUAGCCGCCGGACUGCUGGCUGUCCUCGGGGGCAUCCUCGGUUGUUGUGGCGUUUGGCGCGAGCAGCGGGCGCUGCUGUUGGGGUACACGUUCAUCCUGCUGUUCGUCUUCCUCCUGGAGGCCAUCGUUGGCGGGCUGGCCUAUCUGUACGAAACCCAGAUCGAGCUGGAGCUGCAAACCAGCCUCAACAGCACCUUCAUGGAGCAGUACGGCGUGAGUGUGCGCCAAACCGAAGCCAUCGACCGAAUGCAGCAAGAGUUCGGCUGCUGCGGCGCGGUUCGCUUCGAGGAUUGGCGCCACAGCGUUUGGCUGCGGUCCCGCCGGAAGGACCUAAUCCGGCCAACCGAGGGCCGCCUCGUGCCGGACUCGUGCUGCAUCAGCGUAACGCCGCGCUGUGGCCGCAGCGACCGGCCGAGCAACAUUCCGUACACGGGUUGCAUCUACAAGAUGGCGGACGACCUCAAGCACCACCUGAUCCUGCUGGGGGCGAUUGGCCUCGGGAUUUGCGUCAUCCAGGUGUUCGGUAUGAUUCUGUCCUGCUGCCUGUACGUGAAGCUGAAAAAUGUGCUCGAUUGACAAAAGCCAGCGGAUCCAAUAGUCGAAUUAAUGGAUCCGCUGCCCGACAACAUCAGUCUCAUCUACGGCUACGACGACCAGACGAUUUAGUCAACGCGACAACAAUGAUCUUCCAUUCUGUUCUGCAACCGAAGCUUAAUUAGACGAUAGGGAAAACAAUGUGUAAAAAGGAAAUACUAAUCGGACUAAUACUAGUUGUUAUUCAUUCAGAUAGUUUAUUUAACCUUAAGAGACGCGAGCAAUCUUGUUAACUGUAGAUUAUUUAUUGCAUGCAGGGAAAGUACAACAAUUUGUAGAUAUAGUGUUAAACAUUGCCGAACGAACAAUAGAAUAACUGUUGCGAACAAACUUGUAUAGCCUUAAGGUAUUGCCAUGAUUACCAAAAUAAAUAUGCGAAUAUAACUGUGAAUAGUUAAA